AUGGCAGCAAUGACCUGGGAAGGGGCGUUCACCGAGAUAGACCCUCUCACGAUGCGUAUUGCCGUCCAGAUGCAGCUCGAGGAUAGUGAAGAGCUCGCCGCCAGGGCGAAGGGCAAACAGCGCGAAGACGACGACAAGACAGACGGUCAAAUCGCCAUGGAGAUGUACGUUGACGAUCUCAAGAACUGCGACGCUGCUCUUCAGGAUCGCAACAUGGCCCAGAGCCUCGCAAUGGCUAUCCUGCAGGACGGAGACUUGAUCGCCCAGGCGUAUAGACAGGAGCAGCAGUUCGCGCAAGAUCGCGAGCUCGCUGUACGUCUGGCUGAUGGUCAUAACGUGCCUUACUCUGGCCCUUCGGCGGGAAAGCAUGCUGGUCCAAGCAAGGCGCAGAAGAAAGAGCAGAAGAAUCCUUGGGAGGACCAGGAGUUGCUCGACAAGGUGGCUGCAAUCUACAUGCAGCUGGACACCGAGCCGGUGCUCCCAGAGCUGGCUGAUAACGAUGAUUCCGACGGCACCGUUGCGGAGUCUUCUGCUUGGGCAGCUUCACGCAAGGAGUCCAGGAAGCGCCCUCUGCGGGCCUGCAUUGCUUGCGGAGAAGAGAAUGACUUCUUCGAAGUGGCACGCGUGCCUUGCGACCAUGAGUACUGCCGACCUUGCCUGAAGGAGCUCUUCACUUUGUCCAUGAAGGAUGAGACUCUGUUCCCGCCGCGCUGCGAUAACCAAGAGAUUCCGCUGGAAAGCGUCCGCUUCUUCUUGCCUUCGGAUGUUGCGAAAGAGUUUGAGUCGAAGUAUGAUGAGCUGAGCACCCACAACCGGACUUAUUGCCAUGACCGCUCAUGUUCCGCCUUCAUCUCGAAUGAGCUUCACACGGGGGACACAGCCGCUUGUCCCAACUGUGACAAGACGACUUGCACUAUAUGCAAAGGGCCGUCACAUUCUGGUGACUGCCCAGAUGACGAAGCGCUGCAGCAGCUCAUCGAAGUUGCCAACGCAGCCCAGUGGCAGAGGUGUUACAGUUGCACCCGCUUCAUUGAACUCGAAACCGGAUGCAACCACAUGAGAUGCAAGUGUGGUGCAGAGUUCUGUUAUGUUUGUGGAGAGCGCUGGAAGAGGUGUCGUUGCCCGCAAUGGGAAGAACAACAUCUGCUUCGCAGAGCUACGAUGCUCGUUGACCGCAACCCUCGACACCGCAUCUUCCAGCCACCUCGGGUUGCCCAUGUUCAGCCUGCUGCUCGUCUCCCAAUAUCAUCAUCGAACACGCCGACUGUGGUUGGUCCUGCGUCUUCACCCAUCGAGCAUUUGAGAAACAAUCAUGCAUGUGGACACGAUAAAUGGCGCUUUGUCAGAGGGGGCCAUCAAUGUGAGGAGUGCCAUGAUUUCUUGAGGGAGUACAUCUUCGAGUGUCGACAAUGCAACUUGCAGGCGUGCAAUCGUUGCCGCAGGAACAGGCUAUAA
Messenger RNA from Zasmidium cellare ATCC 36951, 1455 nucleotides. RefSeq lists its product as uncharacterized. Gene Ontology annotation, biological process: protein polyubiquitination; positive regulation of proteasomal ubiquitin-dependent protein catabolic process; ubiquitin-dependent protein catabolic process. Gene Ontology annotation, molecular function: ubiquitin conjugating enzyme binding; zinc ion binding; ubiquitin protein ligase activity. Gene Ontology annotation, cellular component: ubiquitin ligase complex; cytoplasm. The coding region runs from base 1 to 1455 and encodes 484 amino acids. The transcript is spliced from 3 exons. The record is from RefSeq and is a predicted model, not a curated record. NCBI's taxonomy places the organism in Eukaryota, Fungi, Ascomycota, Dothideomycetes, Mycosphaerellales, Mycosphaerellaceae.